AUGGGUAUCCUUGCUCCCAAAGAUCUCUCCUCUAACCCUGCCCCUCCACAGGUCUACAACUGGAGGGUCUAUGCGUUGGCAAUCUCUGCGGCGAUGGGAUCGUCGAUGUUUGGAUAUGACUCCUCCUUCAUAGGAGGGUCAUUGGCUCUCCCGUCCUUUCGAGAGCGGUUUGGACUGGCCGAUGCCAGCUCGAAGAAAAGAUCUGACCUGUCGGCGCAUAUCGUCAGUACCUUCCAAGGUGGCUGCUUCUUCGGCGCCAUCUUUUGCUACAUCAUCAGCGAGCGGAUCGGCCUGAAGAAGACUCUGAUGCUCUGUGGUGCCCUCUUCGACAUCGGCACUAUCUUGCAAGUUGCGAGCACUGGUCAACUCGGCUUGAUCUACGGGGGCCGCGUCUUGACUGGUCUUGCUGUGGGAGCCUCGUCUUUGAUUGUCCCCGUCUAUAUUUCCGAGUGUUCUCCGCCCGCCAUCAGAGGGCGUUUGAUCGGCAUUUUUGAAAUCGUCCUGCAAUUGAGCCAGAUUGUCGGCUUCUGGGUCAACUACGGCGUCAACAAGAACAUCUCCGCCUCGGACGACGCACAGUGGCGGAUUCCGUUUGCCCUUCAGUUCGUCCCGGGCACACUCCUUGUCGUUUUGAUGGCUCUGCAACCCGAAUCACCACGAUGGCUGGCGAGUAAAGGGAAAUUCGCCGAGGCGCAACACAUCUUGUCGGUUCUCCGGCGAUGCCCCGAGGACCACGAGUACCUCGCUUGGGAACUUACCGCCAUUCGGUCGCAGAUCGAGGCUGAAAACGCCGAGAGCGCAACCAGCCUGGUCGCGAAGCUGAAGGAAAUCUAUAGCACCAACGUCCGCACACGCCUUCUCAUUGCCAUGGCGCUGAUGAUGCUGCAAAACCUUAGCGGAAUCAACGCGCUCAACUACUACUCGCCCACCAUCUUCAAGUCAAUCGGCUUCACAGGGACCAACGUUGGCCUCCUGGCCACCGGAGUCUUUGGCAUUGUGAAGGCCACUAUGACGACCGUUUUCAUGCUCUUCCUCGUCGACCGCUCUGGAAGACGUCCUGCCAUGUUGGUUGGAUCUGCCGGAGCCAUCGUCGCCAUGUACUAUCUCGCCGGCUACACCAAACUGUCGAACUCGUUCAACGAGACGCCUCCCAAGGAUGGCGGUGCGUACGUUGGCAUUGUAAUGGUCUAUAUUUUCGCCAUCUUCUAUGCGAUAUCGUGGAAUGGUAUUCCUUGGAUCUUCUCGGCCGAAGUCUUCCCCAUCGAAGUGCGCCAGGUCUGCUUGGUUUUCACGACUUGUACUCAAUGGCUUGGCCAGUUCAUAAUUGCCUACUCCACACCCUACAUGAUCACAGGGAUCGAGUACGGUGUUUUCUUGUUCUUCGGAACUUCCGUGGUCAUUGGCGUCACGUUUGUUUUCUUCUUCUUACCAGAGACGAAGGGGGUCGCUCUGGAAGAUAUGGAUGUCAUGUUCAACGUCAAGGGCUGGGCCUGGCAAAAGAGAAAGGAGACGGAUCGCAUCCUUGCCGAGAGGCGCUUGCAGCUGCAGAAUGACAACGUCAUUGUCGUUGAGAAGUUCGAUCAUGCUCAUCUGGAGGGAAACCGCGCCGAGGAUGAGGUAUGA
Molecule: messenger RNA, 1623 nt
Organism: Exophiala spinifera
Lineage: Eukaryota; Fungi; Ascomycota; Eurotiomycetes; Chaetothyriales; Herpotrichiellaceae
Exons: 3
Coding region: 1-1623 (540 amino acids)
Biological process (GO): transmembrane transport; carbohydrate transport
Cellular component (GO): membrane
Molecular function (GO): carbohydrate:proton symporter activity
Source: RefSeq, a predicted model, not a curated record